CCCUUGAAUAUUCAGUCAUCCUGUAUAUCGGUCAGAGUAAAAUUAGGUUUUGAGCUUCAAUAACACUAUCCACUAUUUUCUUGUUUCGAACACUCCGUAUCAAAAAUGCCUUCCGCAAAUUUUUAUAUUUUUGGUCUGGUUGCAGUCACCAUCGCACUCAUGAUGUUACCCGGAUCAUUGCGAGCUGAUGACAUUGUAUGUACCAAGGGCGAGGUAUUCCAGAUAACGAAACAAACAUAUCUGCACGAAAGACGUCCCGAGUAUAUGCUUGUCUUGUAUUAUAAUGAGAAAGAUGAAGAAAUGACAAAGAUCUUAACGGAGGUGUCCAAUGACUCCGGUGAUCUAUACGCUAAAAAAAAUUACUUUUGCGUAGCGCAAUAUGAUUGCAAAGAGAAUCCAGUUAAAUAUGAUUUUUGCGGCAAAAUAAAAAGGCCGGAGUUGUUUAUGUUCAAGUCAUAUGAGGAGAACGGGCUGCAUCAUGUCGGCGAAUACACCGUGGUGGGCAUCAAGGACUUCAUAAAGGAUUGCCAGAACCCAGAGGCCUGGCGUAUCACCGAGGAGCCAGACGCAGCAGUUGGCCUCAAAGGACCAGCUAAAGGACUUGGGUCGUCGCAUCCAGUGCCGGUGUGCCGCUUCUACUACGGUUUCCAACUUUUGUUGCUGCGUUUUGCUAGUUAUUGUUUGGACCGCUUUGUGCUACUAUAAAUCGUUUAUGUAUUUUGUUGAGUGCGAGAAUUUAUCGCUGGAGCUGAAUAUGGGAUAGGAAUCACAUAAAUACAAAUAAAUCAAAAGCAUUUCGAAUGCCAAUGGCAA
Drosophila ananassae is the source of this 813-nucleotide messenger RNA. RefSeq lists its product as uncharacterized. The coding region runs from base 106 to 705 and encodes 199 amino acids. The record is from RefSeq and is a predicted model, not a curated record. The transcript has 2 exons. NCBI's taxonomy places the organism in Eukaryota, Metazoa, Arthropoda, Insecta, Diptera, Drosophilidae.